Messenger RNA from Drosophila elegans, 1625 nucleotides. It is a transcript of the gene Catsup, whose product is annotated as protein catecholamines up. Gene Ontology annotation, molecular function: zinc ion transmembrane transporter activity. The record is from RefSeq and is a predicted model, not a curated record. The coding region runs from base 88 to 1410 and encodes 440 amino acids. Lineage: Eukaryota; Metazoa; Arthropoda; Insecta; Diptera; Drosophilidae. The transcript has 2 exons. Gene Ontology annotation, biological process: intracellular zinc ion homeostasis; zinc ion transmembrane transport. Gene Ontology annotation, cellular component: membrane.
UCAUCGAUAACUACGCAGCAAGAAAAAAACCAAACACGUCACAACACUUUGGCCGCAGUCCCACGCGUAAUAAGAGAUUAGGACAAAAUGGCCAAACAAGUGUCCGAUUUCCAGGGCAGCAAGAUGCAGUUCUACCAGAAGCUGGCCCUGGCCCUUAUCCUUGGAGCUGUGCUCCUCUCCCUGCCAGCCUUAUGCGCCGGCCAGGGCAAUCCCAGUUUCAAAUACUCGCGGGAAGCCAACGAAAACUUUGAUCCGGCAAAGGCUCCGCGGGCGGAGCACCAUCACGACCACGAUCAUGAUCAUGAUCAUGAUCAUGGGCAUGGGCAUCACGACCACGAUCAUCACCAUCAUCAUCACGACCAUGAUCAUCACCAUCAUGACCACGAUCAUGGGCACCACCAUCACGGAGAAAGCCACACCAAGUCAAAGCCGGCAUUGGAUAUGAGCACCAUUUGGCUGCACUCCAUCGGUUCCACGCUGCUUAUCAGUGCCGCUCCCUUUGUGCUGCUCUACAUCAUUCCCCUCGACAACAGUGAGGCUAUGAAGCCGCGUCUCAAAGUUCUCCUGGCCUUCGCAUCCGGCGGCCUGCUGGGCGAUGCCUUCCUGCACUUAAUUCCGCACGCCACACACCCUCAUAGCCACGGAGAAGACGACCAUGGCCACGACCAUCACCAUCACCAUCAUCACGAGGGCGAAGAGGAUGGUCACGGACAUAGCCACGACAUGAGUGUUGGUCUGUGGGUUCUGGGCGGCAUCAUUGCCUUCCUGUCGGUGGAGAAACUGGUACGCAUCCUUAAGGGCGGUCAAGGAGGACAUGGACAUAGCCAUGGAGCCCCAAAACCCAAACCCGUGGCUCCCAAAAAGAAGUCUUCGGACAAGGAAGACAGCGGAGAUGGAGAUAAGCCUACAAAGCAGCCCAAGGCCAAGUCAAAGAAACCAGAACCCGAGCCGGAGGGCGAAGUGGAGAUAUCCGGCUACUUGAACCUGGCGGCCGACUUUGCCCACAACUUCACCGACGGUCUGGCCAUCGGUGCCUCCUACUUGGCGGGCAACAGCAUUGGUAUUGUAACCACCAUCACCAUUCUGCUGCACGAAGUGCCCCACGAGAUUGGCGACUUCGCCAUCCUGAUCAAGUCGGGAUGCUCGAGGCGCAAGGCAAUGCUCCUGCAGCUGGUCACCGCCCUCGGAGCGCUGGCGGGCACAGCUCUGGCCCUUUUGGGAGCCGGAAGCGGUGACGGAUCGGCGCCAUGGGUUCUGCCCUUUACCGCCGGCGGUUUCAUUUACAUUGCCACGGUGAGCGUGCUGCCGGAGCUGCUGGAGGAGUCCACUAAGCUGAAACAGUCGCUGAAGGAGAUCUUCGCACUGCUCACCGGCGUAGGCCUAAUGAUUGUCAUCGCCAAGUUCGAGUAGUUCCCAGCGUUGGGUGGGUUUAUGCAGAAAAUAGUUCUAAUCGAGCGGGCUGAAGGGAAAGAGUAUACAAUUUAAGAUAUUCAAUCCCCGCGAUUAUUUCUCAACAUAAUCGAGGCAGCGUUAUUUAAGAGUUUUAAAGCCUUCAAAAUUUGCGCUUUACUUUGAAAUGAAAUUUUUAUAAAUAGUCAAAAAUACAUUGUAAAAAGAAAACCUCA